AUGGCUCACAAAAAGCUUGAGACACGCCCUUGCAAUUCGAACGCCAAGGCUCUCGCAAACUGUCGCCGUCAUGUACGAUCGGCCAAAGAGCGCGCGUACAAGCCAAUGAGUCGUGCGCAGAAAGACGACAAAGUGCUGGAGGAUGAUGUGGUGACGUACCACUGCCCUCCAGUUCUCCCACCCGGCUGGUCAGAAAUCGCAUAUCGUCAAAAACAUUUCACGUAUGACGAGCUCAGUCCGAAAGAUAUGGAGUACUUUGAGUAUUACUACCCAGGCCGUAAGGAGCAGAAGCUAGAGCGACUCGAGCAAGCACUCAAAGAGGUCCCGCGGCCGUAUCUUCUGAGGGCUCUGGCCUCAAUCGGGAAUAGUCUAAAAUUCGCAUCGUAUCCAGUCCAGCCAGUGGAGUUUGAGAAAGGCGGCUUCGAAGAUUGGCUGUGCCAGGAGUCACUCAAUGUGGACAUCCGCCUUCCCAAGACGCUCAUCUCUGACCCCGACGAUCUCCCAGCAAACAUGCCGACACAUUACGUUGCUGUGUAUGGUGCAUGCGCAGCACCACCGCGCUUUAAAUCCGAAUUACAGCCAAGCGGCCGUAGGAUCCAGCUCUUUCCGGUUCACGCAAUCGUGCUGUUCACCUACUGCAAACGACUACCCAAGUUUCCGAGAAGAAAACCUCGCGUUGUCGGUGAAUGGCCGGACGAUUCGUCGCUCGUCCUCGUCCGCUUCCCUGUCGUCUCCAUCUCCGUGGAUAUAGACUGCGACCCAUAUCCUCUGCUACAGUAUCUGAGCAGUCUCGACCGCGACUUGCUCUUGCACCUGUGUCUAGACAUCGGCGAGCAUUUGAAUUGUCCCCGUGACAACCCUCCCGCAACCGUAUAUCCGCAAUCACGCAAGGAGCCCUCGCACGCAGAACGCGUGGCUUAUUACGCGAAGCGCAUGGUGGACGUCCACGAGUGGGACCUGAGAAGGAUGCUUUGGAGCAUGUAUACCAUUGAGGGGCUUCACCGGAACGCGGUGUGUUUAGCUGUCGAUGAGGCUGGCUUCUGGGAGACGAUCGCUCUUGCGCGGGAGGUUUGUUUGGUGGCUAUCAAGAUGCACGAAGCGCUAUACCACCAAUGGCAGCCAGUCGGGGAGGGGCCUCUAUCAGCAGCACUAGCAGAAGCGCCUAAUCAGCUACCUCUGGCGGGAACCAUGAUAUGUGUUCCUCUUGAGAAAUCCAGAAAACACUCGGCGAAAUCGCCUGCCAAGGCUCUCUCAAGCUCUCGACACUUCGUGCACUCGGCCAAACAGCAGGCUUACUGGCCCCGGGACCCACCAGCUGUUCAGGAAGCACCUCUGCGCGAGGAUUCUGAAGCAUCGCAGAAGAGGGAAGUGAUUGUUUGGAAAAUCCCAUCAACGCCAUCGACGGAUAGCUAUCCAGGUGUUUCGUUCCUUCCACGGGCGACAAGGCCUCGACCUUUCCAGCCGUUACCUGCGCUUGAUGGGUAUUAUGCGGACUGCGAUGGUGUUUCCAGGGCGUACGUCCUUCGGGCAUUAGCAUCAAUAGGCCCUAGACUCCUUACCGUGGUGAAUCGCUACACCUUCAGCUUAAAGCUGCCUGUUGAUGACUUUCCGAACAACAUCCCGCCACAAGCGGACCUGUGCAUCCUCGAAGAAGACCUGCCGUAUAUACCCACUCACUAUUUCGCCGUCUACAGCCCCCCAGAAAGUACUGAUCCGGAUCUACCAGACGAGCAGAAAGCGAGCCUGGAGGCUGACGAGCAGAGAGCGAGACUGGAGGGUGGCGAGCGAUCAAUCAUACUCUACGCGGUCCACGACAUUGUUUUCAUCUCGCACUGCGCCAGAUUGCCCGCGCUCCCCACCCCUAAACGGACGCUCAUGGGAGAACGAGUGCCCACAGACAAAUGGCCCGAGACGACCUGGUAUCGCAUACCCGUCGUUCCCGUCCUCGCGAAGGACGACUUCUUCUAUCAGGUCCUGUGUUACCUAUAUGACCUCCACCAAGACACGCUCCUCGACUGGCUCGUGCCUGGCUUCGACCCACGCCCCCCGCCGCGACCGCCCGUCAACGAGCCUUUCGCGGACAUGCCGUCGCGAAAGCAGGUCCCGCGUGCUGAACGUGUCGCUCACUUCACGAAGACGAUCUUGCGGCAUUUCAUGGGAGAUGUGGGGGCCCUGGUGGGGAACAUGGACCGCAUCAAGAGCACUUUCGGCUUGCCCGGCAUCACCUUCGGCGGGUUGGGUAUCGUGCUCUGCCGGGCCUCCUUGGUCUGCCUGCGGACGACGAGGGGGUCGACAAACUUGCCCGACGUGGGCGUGAUUGGGGCUCCGUUCGCAUCUGAGAUGCCGAGCCCGAACCUGUCAAUGGAGCGCGAACGCAGGCGCAUAUUCAGCGGCGUCACGGGCGACGGCGCGGCGAUGUUGGCGAACUGCGACCCGUACAUCGUCUGCGGGCGCGAACGUCGCAGAGAGGCGUUGUCCGAGGAAUCUGAAGGCGACGGCGACGGCGACGGCGCGAUGCGGUUUGCGCUGUUGCUGUAUGGGGCAACGAGGCGCGCCGCCGCUUUGCCGAUCGUUUCGUCGUUCGCGCCUGUGUCGUCCCAUUCCUCCGUGACAUCGUCGUGCGAGGGCGUCAUCGACACCGGCGACGAGGAGAAGAAUGCAGUGCCGAUCUCGCGCGACUGGUUGCGCGAGUGGGACGUGGAGGGUCUCUCGCGCUCGCUGUCUCGCUCUACCCGGCUGGCAGACAUGAUCGGCCCACCCAGGGCGACCGUGUAUCGUUUUCUCGGCGUGGGACUGACGCUCGCCUGUCGCACGGCGGGUUUGUUUGGAGGGGGCAGAGACGUCGGACUAGCACCAGGCGAGGUCGUGCGUGGCAGGCCCGUGGGAGACAAGCUGGUAGAGGGAAGCCCCUGCGAAGGCAGGCCAGAGAUAGACAUGUGGCGGGACUUGGUGGCAGAGGUAAUCGAGGAUGGGGGCGAGCUUGUGGGCGAGAAUGCACCUUGGCCGAGCAUGGGCAAGCGUGUGCGCGGCGUGCGUGAGGAUAAUGCAGGCGCGCUCACCGGAGGAGGACUUAUGGACGCGCGCAUCUUGGGAGGAGUGGACGUUGGGCUGAUCGUGAUAUUCUGCGAGAUCGAGCGCACCGCAACUGCAGAUGUCGUCGAUGGGGCGCGGGCGAUGGCAGCAGCAUUGCGCGAAGGCCCAGAAGACAGAUUGCCUGGCGAGCCAGCGCUCAACGUCAUCCAUGCGCUCCUCCAGAGCGCGCACAUGCCCUACUGUCCACUUCUCAAGCUUCUCAAACCGCUUCACGAUCCGGGGGCGCGGCUCGUGAAGGAGAAGACGAGCCUAGGUCGAGGGAUCGCAUUGGUGACGCCGCGAGGCUUGGCGGAGUGCCAGGGACACCAUGACGAUGGGGGGUCGGAGACGAUGGUGUAG
Postia placenta MAD-698-R-SB12 is the source of this 3432-nucleotide messenger RNA. RefSeq lists its product as hypothetical. NCBI's taxonomy places the organism in Eukaryota, Fungi, Basidiomycota, Agaricomycetes, Polyporales, Adustoporiaceae. The transcript has 9 exons. The record is from RefSeq and is a predicted model, not a curated record. Bases 1 to 3432 code for a protein of 1143 amino acids.